This is a messenger RNA of Phalacrocorax carbo (great cormorant), 1130 nucleotides long. The record is from RefSeq and is a predicted model, not a curated record. NCBI's taxonomy places the organism in Eukaryota, Metazoa, Chordata, Aves, Suliformes, Phalacrocoracidae.
GCGGCCUUCCACCCCCCUCCGCCCCUCUGUCCCUGGCUGACGGCAAUGGCGGCCGCUGCGUCCCUGUCCCCGGAGGAGCUGCUGCCCAAGGGCGGUCCGGGCAAGGCCGAGGAGCUGGAGGACGAACUGGAGGAGGAGGAGGAUGACGAGGAGGAGCUGGAGGAGACGCUGGCGGAGCGGCUGUGGGGGCUGACGGAGAUGUUCCCCGAGAGCCUCCGCUCGGCGGCCGGAGCCACCUUCGACCUGUCGCUGACGGUAGCGCAGAAGAUGUACCGGUUCUCCAGGGCAGCUCUGUGGAUUGGGACCACCUCCUUCAUGAUUCUGGUUCUUCCUGUCGUUUUUGAAACUGAAAAACUGCAGAUGGAGCAACAGCAACAGCUGCAGCAGCGACAGAUCCUCCUCGGACCCAACACAGGGCUCUCGGGGGGAAUGCCAGGGGCCCUGCCUCCACUGUCCGGAAAAAUCUAAUUUUGCAGGAGUUGCGUUGGAUUCGUAUCAUGUGGGAAGACCUUGAGAUUAUGAUAUAUUGAACUGUUGAUUUGUUGGGUCAGGGCAUUUUUUUGUUUGUUUGUUUUUAUUUUUGGUUCUCCUUUGGGACAUUGACCUGUUCAUAAUGAGGUGGGGGAAGUCCCCUCUCCAGACCCGAUGAAAGGUCCUGUCUGCACCCUCUCCCUGUAGAAGUCGCGAGUCUUUCCUUUCAUUCAGUGUGCCACCACCAGUUACGAGGACUUGAACUGGGGGAAGCUCCUUGCCCCCCGCACGCCCACCCUGGGGCACAAGUCAGGCUUUGGAAGGCACUGGCCAAACUAAACAAAUCCCUUCCCACCCGACUUGGAGCCGAAGGAUACCAGUAAUGGGAAGAGGAGCAACUUUCCCAGCAGGCAAAGCAAAGGAAGGAGGGGUGCAGGUAGCUGUACCCUGCAGAACGUGCUCUUUGGGAAGACAUGUGCAAAAACACGGUCCCUGCAACUUCACAUUUGGGAGUAGAGAGGGAGCAGCAGGCCAGGUUCAAGACGAUCACCUCCACACAGAACCUCUGCCUCAUAAAGUAGAACUCAGAUAUAUCAGCUGCGUAUUUUUUUGUAUUGAAUAUUAAAUAAAUCCAACCUGAGCAGUGUGGUUUUAAUAGA